AUGCGCACUCGUUCGCGCGGGCGACGGUCUGAGAAGGAGCAGAAAAUGGCGGCGGCUGUGGCGGCGGCGGUUUCGGAAGGCGGCGCCAAGAUGGCGGAGGCCGGGGCCUUGGCCGGAGGAGGGAUGGCGGCGGCCAACGGGGCUGGCAACGGCGUCGGGGAGGGCGUCCCCAAGAGGUACGUGGGGAGGAGGAGGAAGCCGGUCGAGGAGCGCCUCAGAAAAGGGGGGGAAAAGAGGCAUUUGCGCGCCACAUCCGGGAACGGAGGCAUUUCCCCCCCCCCCCAAUUCUCUUGUCUCUGCCACUAACUCGGCUGAAGUGGAACCGUAAGGGGUCCCGAGAGACAUCUAGUCGAGCCCGCCUGGAAGCGAAGGCCUGGCUUGGUUUCGCCCGCCAAAUCCGCGAAACGAAAAGGAGAGAGAAAUUGGGGGGGGGGGAGGCCAAGAGGGAUGGGUCUUAGCAGAGAAGUCGUUGAGGUUUUCCGUGAAAAAAUGAUAUGGUUAUAGGAAUUCUGAGGUCCAUAUAUAUAUAUAUAUAUAUAUAUACACACAUACAUAUAUAUAGGGAGAUAUAUAUAUAUAUAUAUAUAUAUACACACACACACACACACACACACACACAAACAUAUACAUAUAUAUAUAUAUAUACACACACACACACACACACACACAUAUAUAUAGGGAGAUAUAUAUAUAUAUAUAUAUAUAUAUAUGUAUAUACAGAUACACACACACACACACACACACAUAUAUAUAUAAUACAGUGGUACAUACGCUUCAGGUUACACACGCUUCAGGUUACACACUCCACUAAGCCAGAAAUAGUGCUUCAGGUUAAGAACUUUGCUUCAGGAUAAGAACAGAAAUCAGGCUCCGGUGGCACGGCGGCAGCAGGAGGCACCAAUAGCUAAAGUGGUGCUUCAGGUUAAGAACAGUUUCAGGUUAAGAACGGACCUCCGGAACGAAUUAAGUACUUAACCCGCGGUACCACUGUACAGACACACACACACACAUAUAUAUAGACAUAUAUCUACACAUAUACACACAUAUGCACACACACAUAUAUAUAUAAUAUUCGUAAACGUACAAGGCAAACACAUACAUAAGUAUAUAAACCACGUGUCUGAAAUAGUGCAGGAGAGCAAUCCUGAAGCCAUUUUGACUCCUCCUAAAUUGACCUCAAAUGUGUCUUCAAGGAGGAAGGAAAUGGGGAAAACUUUUUGCAGUUGUCUUUUGACUGGGGCUUACAGCUCCCUUUGCAAAUACAGCAUGGCAAGUAUCUCUGUUAAGCUGAGCACACUGUCAAUACGCGUAAGAGAUUCAGGAACUACAGUGGUGCCCCGCAAGAUGAAAUUAAUCCGUUCCGCGAGUCUCUUCGUCUUGCGGUUUUUUCGUCUUGCGAAGCGCGGCUUAGCGGCUGUUAACGGCUUAGCGGCUUUAAGAAAAAGGAAACAAACUCGCAAGAACUCGCAAGACGUUUCGUCUUGUGAAGCAAGCCCAUAGGGAAAUUCGUCUUGCGGAACGACUCAAAAAAUGCAAAACCCUUUCGUCUAGCGAGUUUUUCGUCUUGCGAGGCAUUCGUCUUGUGGGGCACCACUGUAAGUAUUUUACCAUUUCAGAGGAAUGGCUAGGCUGCCCAGAAAAGGCAACCAGAUAAGGCAUUACAAUAUCAGGAAUUCUGGCAGACAGGAGAGAAGCAACACAUUCAAAUUUCUGCUGGGGACCACCUCUUUCUGUAAUGUAUGCAUGAUGUUUUGAGUUACAGUAGAAGUGUUUUGCUGCAUGCGCUGAAGCGGUCUACUGCCAUGUGUGCAUGCGCAGAAGCGGUGUACCGCUUCUCAGGUUGUGAAAAUCUCGGGAUCCAGAUGGACUCCUGGAACGCAUCCCGUUCGCAACCAGAGGUACCACUGUACUAAUAUACCGAGUGUGUGUGUGUGUAUACCCACCCUUUUUUGGCUUUGGGUGCUAAAUGCUGGAAGGGUUUGAGCUGGGUAACUUCUAAAAUACAGUGGUGCCCCGCAAGACGAAUGCCUCGCAAGACGGAAAAACCGCUAGACGAAAGGGUUUUCCGUUUUGGAGUUGCUUCGCAGGACGAAUUCCCCUAUGGGCUUGCUUCGCAAGACGAAAAUGUCUUGCGAGUCUUGAGAUUUUUUUUUCACUCCCCCCCCCCUUUAUCUAAGCUGCUAAGCCUUUAAUAGCCUUUUAGCAGCUAAUCCGCUAAGCCUUUAAGCCUUUAAUAGCCGCUAAACCGCUAAUAGCGCUAAUCCGUUAAGCCACUAAUAGGGUUGCUUCGCAAGACGAAAAAACCGCUAGACGAAGACACUCGCGGAACGGAUUAAUUUCGUCUUGCGAGGCACCACUGUACCUUAACUGUAGGCCUCUUUUCUUUGCAGUGAAGGCGAGCGGCCAACCCAGAACGAGAAAAGGAAGGAGAAAAGUGCCAAGCGUGGAGGAGGGAGUCGCUUUGAGCCCUAUGCCAGCCCUUCGAAAAGAUACCGGGCCUUCAUUACCAACAUCCCCUUCGAUGUGAAGUGGCAGUACCUCAAAGAUCUAGUCAAAGAGAAAGGUAAACAGCUCUGCGUAUGUCUGAGCUGCAACGUUGCGCCCUUCCCCAUGGCGUUAAUUUUCCCUCCUUCUGAAGCUGGGAGCGUGCCAGAGGUGAUUCUGGGUAGCUGUAGCUAUGUUGAAGAAGCAAGGUUUUUUUUUGAGGACAGGCUCUCCAGAUGGUGCAUGCUAGCUGCUGUGCCCUCACAGGAUGCAUCCUGUGUGUGCAGGUGUUUGGCAUUGUCUAGAAGGCUUCAGAGCAAAAGAGUCUUUGCAGUCCCUUGGAAGAGGCGAGGCUUCUAUCAUCAGGGCCUGGUGUGAGCUUUUUUUCCCCCUUUCAAAUAUUGGAAAUGCUUUUGAAGCCUUUCAUGGGUCUGGACACGUUUUGCUGCUGAGGAGAAGGAGAGCAGCCUUCCUCCUGGUUGAUGCAAUCUUGCUUUCGUUGUUGAAUAUCCAGGACCGUUUAAGAGUGAACUCCAAAGGAGGAUGGGUUGCCUUCCCCCACCUUUCCCUUUUUGUCUUGCAAAAGGGUGACUUGAUUGGCUCCUCCAUUCUGGUCAUAGCUUUGUCCUAAAUCCUCACAAAGAUUUACAGUUCCGGGGGAAAUUUGGCCAAAAGAAGCGAUUCCACCACGUUUCAAAUAAAGAACUCCCCCCACAGACAUAUUUUUCAUCCAAAAAGUCAACACAGAAUUGGAACCAAACUAUAAUCUGUUCAUAGCUGAAUAAUGAGCUACAGAGCAAAUAUUUAGGGGGGAAAUAAGGGGGGGGGAGGGAAUCCAUCCUCCUGGAGGGCAUCUCUGGAAACGCAUUAUAAAUUGGGAAAUAAAUUUGGGUCACGUGCUUUGAAACUUAGGGUCCCCGUGGCUUAAAGUGGAGAACGAUGGCUAACGUGCUUAGGAGCCUAAGGAAGUGCAGGGAAGGUUCCCUUGAGGCAAAUGGGGAUUACACGCACAACACCGUUAAGGGAUGUGUGGCCCAUUCACACGUAACAUGUCAACACUCAGUGUGGUGCGUGUUGGUAGCCCCAGAGAUCUCAGUAGCUUUCAGCAGAUGGUGGAUUCACAGGCUAACUGUCCGGUCCUCCUUCCAGCUAUGGUUUCGUUACAUUGAAUGGAACGCCGCUUUGGAACGUGACAGUUACUGAUCUACGCCGUGCGUGAAAUAUUGGCGAAUAGGAACGUGUGUGUUCAUAGCUGUGUCCCACUGCAAGCCCUGCGCUGAGCUUGUGUGUUUUCGGCCUUUCCUUCAGCUCGCGUGGAUGCCAAAAUCUUAACGUGGGACCGCUUUUCCUCUUGUUGCUCUGCUCAGCUGCUUAUCCUGGCAGGUGAUCCCGGGAGGAAAAAAAAGAGAAAUCCUCUUCGUUCUCUCUGCAGAUAGUUUAGUGUGUUAUGUACAGACGAGAGCGUUCUUGGGUUUUGUGACUGCAGCCCAGAGUUGAUUAAUCUGGCAUCGCUUAAAGCUGCUUCCCCCCCCCCCCCAGCCCCAUUCACUAAAAACGAUUGCUUAAGGCAGUCCAAAUUAAUUACUCUCGAUGCAAGUCACCAUAGUUCCAAGAACUAGGAAUGUGGCUCUAAAAACAGUUAGCAUUUUGGGUUUUUGUAUGUAAGAAUUACAGGGCCCCCAGGUUCAAGUUUAGGAGCAGCAUCUAAACUGAGGUGACAGACUGCUGCUCCAUCACGCAACAACCGUGGGAUUUAUAAUAGUAACUCCAGAGGCAUCUUUGGUGCCAGUAAGUAUGGUUUAGAAGACUUUUAAGUGUUGUGGUCUGUUCAGAUCUCACCUGGUGUGUUUUGGAUGCCUCUCUUCGAAAUGUUUUUAAUGGUGUCCUCCUCUCGGUGAAGUCAUUUCAGUUUUAUCACUUGUUGGUGAAACUUAACGUUACAGGUGUGUGGUACGUUAUCCUUUUUUACUAUUAUUUAACUUUAUGCCAGUGUUCUUGAUAUUCCUCCACCUAAAACAGUACACAGAGCAAUGGGAUACAAAAUCUAGGAGCCGUGUGGCUUCUGGGAACUGGAUUAUUCACCAGGACAGGCAGGUGGAGGUGCUAGACUUCAAAAGUGUGCCUGGACAUCUCCAUUCAGUCGCAAAAGGCCUGUUGCCAGUUGCAAAAUGCGACUGUCGCCUGGCUGCUUUCAAACACUGACCCAGUGUUGACUCAGAAGAGCUUUGGCAAAGUGAUGUGGUCUGGACUUAGACCCCUUGUGGGAUGGGACCUGUUUCAAGCCUCUCUCUUAGGACAGUGUUUGGGAGAAAUGGGUUUUGGGCUGUGAAGUUCAGCCCGAUAAUUUAAGUAGAUCACAUGCUUUCUAGCGUAAAGUGUAGCAUUUCCCUCCGCCCCCCCCAUGACGCUUAUUUUAACCCAGACUUGGGGAGCAGCAGCAAAUGGCGGAAACCAGAAUUGCAGGUUUUUCGAUUGCUGAAAAGCGGCGCAAAGCAAAAUCUGCAUUGUAAAACUCACAUCUGGUCACUGUGGAGAAAGAAAUGUGGAAGUGGAAAGGGCUAGUGUGUUGUACUAGUUGGAUGAGAGGAGUCAGUUUGAAGUGUAAACCCUUUUGCACUAUCUGUAGCUCCUUUGAGGAAAAGUAGGAGAUGCCUGUAAAUUCAAGAUUUAGCCACAUGGCAUAAAUAGAAUCCUGAAUUCAGGGGCAACUUGGGAGUAGAAAAAACCAACCUGGUCUUCUGUUAAAUAGACUCUAAACUCCCCUAUGAGGAAGGGGCUUUCCAGUAUAGAGGAAAGGCAAGUAAGGGGGCAAGAUAGAAGUGUCUAAAAUGAUGCAUUGGAUAGAGAAAACGUUUUCUCCUUGUCUCAUAGCACUAAAACUAGGAGUAAUCCAGUGAAGCUUAAUGUGGGACGAUUGCAGGACAGACAAAAGAAAGGGCUUCCUCACACAUGGUUAAGCUAUUAAAUUUCCUCCUGCAAGAGGCAGCGAUCGCCACCGACUUGGGUGCCUUUAAAAGAGGAUUAGACAAGUUAACGGAGGAUCAGGCUGCCAACAGGUACGAUAACCCUGAAGGCUGCCUCCACUAUUGUGGGCAGAGUGGCUCUGUUUGUGUGCCUCCCAUAGGCAUCUGUCUAGUUGGCCUCCCUGGGAACAGGGUGCUGGACUAGAUCCAGCAGUGCCCUUCUUAAUAUUCUUAAGCGUUAAUUAGAUUCGAGCCUUUAGCUAAAGAGGGCGACAAUAGCCCAUGCGAGGUUUCCCUCUUGUCUCGGUCCCCAGAGAUGAACGGGCAUCAAAGCCUGAGGGAAACUGAAAGGCAUGGUAACAUAGCGCGAGGAAAUCAAGGAUAUGUCUUUGACUCUGGUUUGAUACGUAUCACACACCUGUAAUGCCAAGUUGCGGUGGACUAGCAAAUGUGGAGUGUUCCUGGGCUUUUAAUAAGGCAAAGGCUCCAUAUAAGGUUGUUGACGAUUGUUCUAAAUCCCCCUUGUUUUCUUGGCUUUCUCCCCUUGGUCUAUGUACCGUCUGGAAUCUCAUUUGUAGUUGGUGAGGUAACAUACGUGGAGCUCUUAAUGGACGCUGAAGGAAAGUCAAGGGUAAGUCUCCGAGAGAAUUUCUUCCGUGGAUUUUUACUACAUGACCAAAAAAAUAAUGAUAAAAAAAUAAAUAAUGUAACUGUUAACGGUUGGAACCAAAUGAACUUGGGAUGCGUAGUGUGUAUGGUUUUAUCGUCGGCGCUGCCCCAGAGCUGCUUGGUGUGGGGGGGGAGGAGGUGGACAUGGGGCAUGUUAGACGCAGCAGCAACCCUCUGCUGCCCUCCUUUGGUGUUUGGCUGUAUGACUUACGCAUGGGUCCUUGUGUACUUUCUUUACUGGUACAUGAACGUCCAAAUCCUUAGCCUAAAUGUUUCUCGUGGUUCUCGUUGCUGA
Podarcis lilfordi (Lilford's wall lizard) is the source of this 6411-nucleotide messenger RNA. NCBI's taxonomy places the organism in Eukaryota, Metazoa, Chordata, Lepidosauria, Squamata, Lacertidae. The record is from the annotation of a GenBank genome assembly.